AAAAGAUUAAAAUAUGGCGUCAAAUCCCAGGCGAGUGGUGUGAGAAUCAGUGGCUUAACUGAUCUGUGCUAUUUACAGUUUAUUUUUUGAAGGGUUUCUGUUACCAGAUUGCCCACAGCAAAUAUUUUCCUGCUUUUGCUGUGCAGUUGAGCCCUGCAGAAGACUGGCAUACCGGUAAAAUGAAGAGAUGGGUUUGUUGCCCCGUUCUUAGGAACCUGACUGUUGUGAAAGGAAUGAAAAUGAGAUGCAGAUUUGAAAGCACAGGCAGACCUGCUGUACCCCUUGGUUCACGGCUACUAACGGAUCCCAGUAAAGUAUUUGAACAUAAUAUGUGGGAUCAUGUCCAGUGGUCACAGAAAGAUAAAGAAAUGGCAGAAAUGAAGUCCAGAGAAAAUUCUGCUGUUCUCAUUCCUCAAGAAUACCAAAAUACAUUUGAUGAAGAGGCAAGUAAAUACUGGAAUGACUUCUAUAUUGCCCAUGAAAGCAAGUUUUUCAAAAAUCGCAACUGGCUGUUUCGUGAAUUUCCCGAGAUCCUGUCUCAUAAAAAAGAGACGUGUACCAGAGAAGAUGGAGAAUGCAAUGCUAUUAGUACUUCUUCUGUGGAAUCUAAUCUUUGUCACAAUGAUAGCUGGCAGUCUGAGGAUUCAUCUCAUUUUUUUGCACAAGGUGACAAUCUCAAAGGGCACCACACAUCAGUGAUUAAUGAAACUGUUUGUUCUUGUGAAAGUAGCAGAAGGUUCUCAGAGUUCAAAGAAGAGAUGAAUGCCUUUCCUGGUAGUGAAGCAACAUUUAGGAUUUUCGAGGUUGGAUGUGGUGCAGGAAAUAGUGUUUUCCCUAUUUUACAUGCACUAAAGGACCAAGAUUCUGGACCAUUCCUGUAUUGCUGUGAUUUUUCAUCACGGGCAGUUGAGCUUAUCAAGGCCCAUCCAAACUACAGCCCUGCAUUAUGUCACGUCUUUGUUCAUGAUGUGUGCACUGAAGCAGCCACAUAUCCAUUUCCAGAUGAGAGCUUAGAUAUUAUUCUUCUUGUCUUCGUGCUCUCAUCUAUUCACCCUGAGAGGAUGCACACGGUUGUAAACAGACUGACCCGAUUACUGAAGCCUGGGGGAAUGCUGUUAUUCAGGGAUUAUGGCAGAUAUGACUUGACACAGCUUCGAUUCAAAAAAGGCCAUUGUUUAUCUGAAAACUUCUAUGUCCGUGGCGAUGGUACAUGUGUAUACUUUUUUACAAAAGAAGAGGUCCAUGAUUUGUUUGCUAAUACUGGCCUGAAGGAGAUCCAGAAUUUGGAAGACCGGCGGCUUCAAGUAAACCGUAAGAAACAGGUAAUCAUGCAUCGAGUGUGGAUGCAAAGCAAGUAUCAGAAACCAGUGACUUGACCGUGUAAGAAGAAUGACUGUGACUUUGGAGCAGAGACCUGUAAUCCACAGACAGACCAAAAACGGCUCUGUAAAUAAGACAAGGCUAGUAACCAACCGGCAUCGACAUUCUGCACAUAACACUUGUUAAUGGAGCAGCCUCACCAGUGCCCUAACGUGUGAAUGUCAGAAAAAAGUCUGUCAUAAAUAAACUAUUUCUGAUUUCA
This is a messenger RNA of Erpetoichthys calabaricus (reedfish), 1582 nucleotides long. It is a transcript of the gene mettl8, whose product is annotated as methyltransferase 8, methylcytidine. The record is from RefSeq and is a predicted model, not a curated record. NCBI's taxonomy places the organism in Eukaryota, Metazoa, Chordata, Cladistia, Polypteriformes, Polypteridae. Bases 180 to 1376 code for a protein of 398 amino acids. The transcript has 11 exons. Gene Ontology annotation, molecular function: tRNA (cytidine-N3)-methyltransferase activity.